Messenger RNA from Penicillium crustosum, 1386 nucleotides. RefSeq lists its product as uncharacterized. The coding region runs from base 1 to 1386 and encodes 461 amino acids. NCBI's taxonomy places the organism in Eukaryota, Fungi, Ascomycota, Eurotiomycetes, Eurotiales, Aspergillaceae. The record is from RefSeq and is a predicted model, not a curated record. The transcript has 2 exons.
AUGCCACCUUCCAAGCUGGUAAGGAAUGUUCAUCAGUGUGACCCCAAGCCACAGAGCUCUACAGCGAGCCCCCAACACAAGGCCCCAAGGGCUUCGCGCAGUACCAAUAUCUUCCCUGUCCCAAAGAGUGACCCCAUAUGUCGAACGUGGCCGAUGAUCUUGCGCACAAUUGUGCGCAAGAUGAACCACACCGGUGUAUGUAUGAUUACGUGCGUUCGUCGAGGAAGAAGUCCCGACCCUAGGGACAGUACAACCACUGUGUUAGUUAUUUGCAAUUCCGAGAAACCGCCCAGCCACCGAGAACACUCGAUUGUUAAGAUUCGGGAGCUCCUCGACAGCAACUACCUGUCGGGUGUAGCAGUCAACUUUGUACGGGGGGAUUUUGUCCGGGGAGCAUCCGGCCUCAACGCAGAAGAGCUCGACCGUCGAGCGAUACAGCUACCAUCUAUGCCCGGACAAAGCCUGGCACUGAAUAAUGCCUCGGGUUCUGGCACGCUUGGCGGGUUUUUGGAACUCAAGAUGCCCGGGGAAGCCAAGUACAGGACCAUGGCACUCACUUGCUUUCACUGCGUCAAUCCAAGAGAGACCGGGCUAGACCGUGCCCUCGUCAAGAGGCUCCGAGUGUGGCGUCAGGAAGGGAUCGCGCCAGACGACGAUAUGAGGACGGAACUUCAGGUCCAACACCCGAGUCGUACGGCUGUCAAAGAGAAGAUCAAAUCCCUGAAAGAUGCAAUCCAUGCGAUAGAAGAGAAUGAGGAAUAUGUCCAAUUCAGCGAAUUGGAGGGCGAUAUCGAAUCUAUCUGCGGCCGACAUGCGGCAAAAGCUUUCUCCAGAAUGACCAGUACCCUGUGCGAGCUGAAGGAAUUUUUCCAAGAUAUCGAGGCCUUCAAACAAGCGGACCGUGGGUAUUUCGGCCCCGUGUAUGCUGGCUCAGGCUUCAGAGAAACAUGUUCAACCACCCCAUCCAAUCUCGAUUGGGCGCUUAUUGAGACACCUGACGGGAAUUAUCUGAAAGACGCCCCCAUACCCGAAGAUCUUGAUGGCAUGCCGCUGUUCAUUCAUGGGCAGCGAUCUGGCUAUUGCAAAGGGAAAAAGGAUACCCUUGACACUGCCGUACUAUCGCACGAAAUUGAAGAUGGUACGACAAUUACCCGCACCACCUAUGAGCAUCCGAUUCGCCCACAGAGUGGUGUCCAGUUUUCACAAGCUGGGGACUCUGGCUCGUUCGUCUUCACCGAAUCGUAUGUGGUAGUGGGUAUGCUUUUUGCCGGCGGAAAUAGCCACAUGAUGUCCUUCUUCACGCCGAUUGGGGAUGUUUUGAACGAUAUCAAAACGAUCACCAAAGCUGUGGAUGUGCGGCUGAAGGUGAGGCCCGGUACUUCUUAG